AUGCCCGUCCCGGGGGCUCGGCCGUUUCUGGGCAGUCGGUCCUCCAGCGCGCGGCAGUGGGUGCUCCACCUUCGCUCCACCGGAGAGGCGGCUGACGCCGAGCAGGGGGAGAAAGGCCCUGCCCCGGCCACCAUGGCCCGCACGCCGUCCCACAAUGCCCUUCUUCCCACCUGGGGGCCUUGGGGCGGGCUCUCCUCCCGCCCCCCGACAUGCCAGUCCCGAAGAGAGACAAAGGAAGAACAUUCCAGACACUUCGCCCGGCCGCAGGCCCCGGGGCCGCCCUGGCUGGGCGGCGCGGAAGCCCCUGGGACCCGCAGACGCCGGGGCGUCGCGUGGGGAGCCGGAGCCCGGCGGGGAGCGGAGCACGCGCUCACCAGGGCCUCGGCAACACCCAGCGCGGCCCGGCACCCGGGGAGGACUCGGCCUCCACCGCCGGGCGUGGGGCGGCCCCCGUGGUCGGAGCGUCCUCCUGGCCCCACGCCCCGGGCCCCACCGAGCCUGCCGGCCGGGAGGCCCCCGAUUAUGAAUGUAAAGGGCGCCCCGAGAGCGGACGUGGCCGCUUCCUGCGCCGCCUUCCCUUUCUCCCCGGGCAGCGGCGUUUCCUCCGCGGAAGCCCCCGGGCACACAGAAGACGCAGCCAUGCGUGCAGCCCGCGGCCAUUCACGCCGCCCCUUCCCAGGGCCCUGCGCGGUCGCGGGGGCAGCCGCCCGCUGCCCUGCCUCUGGGAGCCUCUGA
Messenger RNA from Perognathus longimembris pacificus (Pacific pocket mouse), 735 nucleotides. RefSeq lists its product as uncharacterized. The transcript is spliced from 2 exons. Bases 1 to 735 code for a protein of 244 amino acids. Lineage: Eukaryota; Metazoa; Chordata; Mammalia; Rodentia; Heteromyidae. The record is from RefSeq and is a predicted model, not a curated record.